AUGCUUCCAGAUCAAAAUCUAAAAAGACCUCUGGGUCGUAAAAGAAAGUACUGGACGAAAGUGAUGAUGGAGGAUCUUGGCGUUGACAGGCAGUUCAGUCGAGAUGUAAGAUUUCGUGGCUCAUGGAUUAGCGACGAAUGGGUAGAUUCAAUGCGAACUCUAGCUGAACAUCGGGAUGGUCUCGGAUAUGUUCAAGGACGAGACAUCCCGGUGAAGAAUCGGAUAGCCGCGUUAGGUGUACAUCGGACUGACCGAGACGAGGCGACCCACCCACUGAACGCCGUGUAUGACACUGGAGGAGAACUGUACUUAGAAACAUGGGACAGUAGGGUAGUUGGUGGAGUUGGUGUCCUCGUCAACACGAAUAUGGCAGUAAACAUCGCCUUUUUCGAACAACUUACGACCCGAAUCGGACGUCUGCGGAUGAGAAGAUGUGGUCCAACACCAGUUUUGACGAUCUUCGUCGUUGAAGAAAAAGAAGUCGAAGCCUUCUAUAUGGAGCUGGAGUUCUACAGUGAAGAUCAUGCCUUCUACAAGAUCAUAAUUGUUGAUUUCAACGACAACAUUGACCCCAGAAGAACGCCUGGAGAACUUCACAUCGGAACCCCUAGCCUUCAAUGGAAUGGGCAAGGAGAGAGGCUUUCCGAGUUCAUUAUGACGACUAAGACCACCCAUGGGAACUCGCUUCCAGAAACCCUCCUCUCUACGCUGGAGGUGGGAGUCACCCGGUGGAGGGUAUCAUAA
This is a messenger RNA of Necator americanus (New World hookworm), 744 nucleotides long. RefSeq lists its product as uncharacterized. The record is from RefSeq and is a predicted model, not a curated record. Lineage: Eukaryota; Metazoa; Nematoda; Chromadorea; Rhabditida; Ancylostomatidae. The transcript has 2 exons. The coding region runs from base 1 to 744 and encodes 247 amino acids.